AUGGACUCGGACCCACCAUUUCGCCAAACCUACAAGACCCUCUUCGACAAAACCAGCGAAGAAACCUGUAAUGAGGUUGUCACUGUUGAAGAAUGUGAGCUUCCGUUGGUCGAUCUAGGUCGACUGAACCUGGAUGAAUCAGAGAUGGAAGAGUGUAAGAGAGAAAUAGCUAUCGCAUCUCAGGAGUGGGGUUUUUUUCAGGUUAUCAAUCAUGGAAUUUCUAGAGACAUAUUGGAGAAGCUGAGAGAAGAGCAAGUGAAAGUUUUUAGGCAGCCUUUUGAUACGAAGAGUAAAAAAGAAAGGUUCCCUGCUGGUAGUUACCGUUGGGGAACACCUUCGGCUACAUGCCUCAAACAGUUGUCAUGGUCUGAAGCUUUUCAUAUUCCUAUGACCGAUAUCUCUGACUCUGGUGCUUUCAGUAGUCUCAGUUCGCAGAGAGCAUUUGGUGAAAAGAAGUAA
Molecule: messenger RNA, 459 nt
Organism: Pistacia vera
Lineage: Eukaryota; Viridiplantae; Streptophyta; Magnoliopsida; Sapindales; Anacardiaceae
Product: gibberellin 2-beta-dioxygenase 8-like
Exons: 2
Coding region: 1-459 (152 amino acids)
Source: RefSeq, a predicted model, not a curated record